This is a messenger RNA of Tilletiaria anomala UBC 951, 1746 nucleotides long. RefSeq lists its product as uncharacterized. The transcript is spliced from 8 exons. The record is from RefSeq and is a predicted model, not a curated record. Gene Ontology annotation, biological process: retrograde transport, endosome to Golgi. NCBI's taxonomy places the organism in Eukaryota, Fungi, Basidiomycota, Exobasidiomycetes, Georgefischeriales, Tilletiariaceae. Bases 1 to 1746 code for a protein of 581 amino acids. Gene Ontology annotation, cellular component: membrane; Golgi apparatus.
AUGCGGCCGCUUAGAUUCGGCUGGUGGCGACUGGGCCUGGCAACGUGCGCGCUGGCCGGCGCAAGCGCCGCAUUCGAGGUGCUCAUUUCCGAAGCGGACAAUCUUAAACAGACAUGCAGUGGAAUGUGGGCUGGCAAAAAUACUUCCAUCGACUUGACUUUCAAUGAAGGUUCCGGGGCUGUGGCGACGCUCUUCUAUGAGUGGGCUGACUUCCCAAAUCUGGGCAUUGUCUCGCCGGAGCAGGGUCAAUAUGGAAUCAAGCAAAUGGUAUACAUCUGCACAACUAAAGCAGUACAAGAAAAGCUCUGCAACAAAACUGACCUUGGUUCCUGGAUCACCAAGCCAAAUGCCACUUCAAUACAACAACAGACGCUGCGCUUUCCGCAAGAUGGCCCAUUUCCGAAGACAAUUAACUAUCCGGUGAAACAGAAAGGCUACUUUUGCGUCGGUGCGACUUCGGUGCCCAUGGCGACGGAUGGGUCGGCGCAUUCCACUUUCAAGGGCGUCGUCAAGUUCAACAACAUAUUCAAGGGCAGUCUGAGGGCAUCCGAAUGGCCAAGGCUCAACUUCUACUUGUCCCUGACGUCCGUUUACGUCAUCCUCGGCGGCGUGUGGUUCUUCCUCUGUGUCAAGCACAGGCAAGAGCUUCUAAUGGUGCAGCACUUCAUUUCUGGCACCAUCGCAUUCUUGAUCGUCGAGAUGGGCGUGCAGUGGGCGUAUCAGGCCUACUUGAACAGUCACAGCGUCGACUACUGGCAUAUGUCUUCCCUCACGGGCGACAAGAGUGUCACGAGUGUCACUAGAUUCCUGCUUGUCCUCUCGAGCGUCUUGGAUGCCGCACGGAACAGCAUCAGUUUCUUUUUGCUGCUUAUCGUCUCGAUGGGCUAUGGUGUUGUGCGGCCAACGAUUGGUCCAAUCAUGACACGGGUCCGCAUCCUGACUGCCGUGCACUUCGUCUUUGGUGUGUUGUACUCUGUCGGCAUCGCGCUUUUGCUCAUCGAAGAAGGCGGCGGCUGGGUCUUCUUCUUCAUCUUCCCUCUUUCUUUCACCCUCACCGCCUUCAUGUCGUGGACGCUACACAGCCUCAAUGGUACAAUUCAGCGCCUGACGGCUCGCAAGCAGACAUUCAAGCGGAACAUGUUCCAGAAGCUUUAUCGAAUCCUGCUUGGCGCCGUAAUUCUAAUCUUCGUCUUUUUCGUCGUUUCCUCUUUUGCAUUCUCCCAAAGCGGCUCUGACAGCUUCGCCCCGCGCUCUUGGCCUUAUCGAUGGUUUCUGUUGGACGGUUGGCUCGGCUUGCUCUACUUUUUCGUCUUUGCCUCGAUCGCAUGGAUCUGGCGGCCGACGGGUCAGAACCUGCGUUUGUCUAUGUCAGACGAGAUUGCCACGGAUGAAGACGCCGAGGUAGAUGACUUUGAGAUCGACACGUUUGCGCAGCGCGAUCCGGCCGACGAAGAAGAUGUGGACCUAGAGCAAGGGAGGAAGAGGAGCGCACUCGCGAGGAGCGAAGAGCAGCAGCGGCAGCAGGAGCAAGAGCAACUGCAGCAGGGGCACUCACAGGCGCUGUCACGGCAGCAAGGGCAAGGUUACAGACCGCCAGCAGAUAGCGAGGUGAUGUUCUCAAUAGGCGAAGACGAUGGGCCAACGCCACGUACGGCGUCGAUGCGGCCUCGUGGGACUGCAGCCGAGCACGAGGGACUCAUGGAUGGUCGAGAAGACGACGAAGAAGACGAGGGGAAGAAGGCUUGA